AUUACAAUUUAUACGUUCGAAAUGGAUGGACGCGUCGUCUCGUUUUUCGUUCUUUUACUUUGCUCGUUAAUUAAUGCCAGAGAUGUAGAGCUGAUUAGACGAAAGAGAAUUGUCGGCGGAACCGCGGCCGCGCAACCACCCAAGGACGACCCGGUGGUUUUUGUGAAUAAAAAUGAUCGACACGCGCGUAUUAUCGGCAAUCGCGAUCCUGACAAAGGAUUCUACAUCUUUCGUGGAAUCAGAUUUGGGGAACCACCGACGGGUCGAGCAAGAUUUCAGCGAGCUUCACCUGUAUAUCUCGAAGGAGAAUAUAACGCUACUACUUGGGGACCUCCUUGUCCUCAGCCUGCCUAUGAUGGAACCAACAAAAUUAUAGGAAGCGAAGAUUGUCUCUUUCUGAACAUCUUCACACCAUCGCUUCCGGAUACCACUGACGGUUAUCCUGUACUGAUAUGGAUUCAUGGAGGUGGUUUUAGAAAAGGUGCAGCGUGUCAAUAUGAAAUGAGACAUUUGAUCAAAAAGAAAAUGAUUGUAGUGUCUAUCCAAUAUAGAUUGGGAACGUUAGGUUUUUUGAGUACAGGUACGUCAGAAAUGCCAGGAAACAACGGGAUGUUUGACAUGAUACUGGCCGUCGACUGGGUGAAGGAUUACAUACACUUCUUCGGCGGUAAUCCGAAGAAAAUAGUAGCCUUCGGUCACGGUACCGGCGCCAGUUCUGCCAUGAUGUUAUCGUUGUCAAAAUUCUGCGAAAAUAGUUUCAGCGGCUUGAUCGCUAUGUCCGGUUCAAUUUUAUCUCACUUCGCUGUCGACAAGAACCCUUUUGAAACGGCCAGAUAUAUAGCACGUAAAAAUAGCUGUCCAAUAAAUGAUACUCGAAGAAUGGUGUACUGUCUGCGAGAAUUGCCAGUGGAAAAAUUGAUUAGAGUUGAUUCCGAGUUAGAAGGCAUUCGUGCGGCCGCACGAGGUUUCGUCUCCAGUUUAUCCAAUCUACUCGGAUCCGGUCCCGUCGUAGAAGGUUCCAAUGACGGAAGAUCGCUCCCGAACUUUAUGACGGCGUCGCCGGAGGAUUCUUUGAAGCUCGGCAAUUUUCCAUCUAUACCGCUGUUGACAGGAGUCAUGAGCGAUGAAACGGGAGGUGCCGUUUUCGGUCAAUACAAAGAUGAAGUGCAAAAUAAACUAAACAUGGCUCCAGAUUAUUUGACCAAUGAGUUCAUACCGUAUUUGCAAGGGACUAUUCCGAAUAUGCGAAACGGUUUGCGCUUCAUCCCGCAAGCUUUCAACGGCUACUUCAACAUCUUUGGAAGUGAUAGCAUGCGGAAUACAAUUGGAAGAGUUGCAGAAGCUCUGAGUGACUCGCUCUAUAACGCUCCUGCAUUUCUGACCGUCGAUCACUGGUCCAAAAAAGCAAAUGCGUUUUUAUACACUUUUGAUCAUAAAGGAAAAAGAAAGUACGGUAAAGACUUCCUUGCGGGAUUGCCAAUCGUUGACGCCAAACAAUCAUCGAAUGGUAAUUUGAAUCAUGGAGACGAUUUAGGAUUCAUAUUCGACCGAAAUACAAUUACCGGUGAAAAAAUAAGCGACAACGAUGAAGUAGAUGAAGUGGAUGAAAAUGUAACCGAAAUUUUUACGGAUAUGAUAGCAAAUUUCGCAAGAAGCGGGACGUUUAGCGUACCUACUACGAAUAUACGCUCUAAUGGCAGUGCUUGGAAGCCGGAUAUAAUUCCAAAUUUCUCAGAUAAAACAAAUUCUUUCAUUAGUAUCACGACGGAUCCGAAAAGCAUGAAUAAUUUUAGAUACUGCGAAAUGGGAUUAUGGACCGCUGUGCCAGAACGAUUGCAAUCACCAAUGUGUAGUUUAUAUAAAGCUCCUUUACAAUUAAUAGAACAAGGUACCACAGGAACAAUAUCUGUAAUUCAAGAACCUAUUAAUACAAUAAAUGAAUUUGUUCCUGAUCUUAAAUCUGGCCUUAACAUCGCGAAUCAAUCGACCAAUCAAAAUAUUAAAGAACCAAAUAAAGAGAAUACUGUACAACGUAAAACAAAUGGCAGAUUAUUACCAAAGGUACCUAUACCAUCAAUACCAUUCGCUGGUUAAAUUUGUUCAACUUCUUUUAGU
Messenger RNA from Camponotus floridanus (Florida carpenter ant), 2115 nucleotides. RefSeq names its product esterase E4. The transcript is spliced from 7 exons. Gene Ontology annotation, molecular function: neurexin family protein binding; signaling receptor activity. The coding region runs from base 22 to 2094 and encodes 690 amino acids. Gene Ontology annotation, cellular component: cell surface; synapse; postsynaptic membrane. NCBI's taxonomy places the organism in Eukaryota, Metazoa, Arthropoda, Insecta, Hymenoptera, Formicidae. The record is from RefSeq and is a predicted model, not a curated record. Gene Ontology annotation, biological process: chemical synaptic transmission; presynaptic membrane assembly; neuron cell-cell adhesion.